Messenger RNA from Xiphias gladius (swordfish), 996 nucleotides. Its product is annotated as odorant receptor 131-2-like. Gene Ontology annotation, molecular function: G protein-coupled receptor activity. Lineage: Eukaryota; Metazoa; Chordata; Actinopteri; Istiophoriformes; Xiphiidae. Gene Ontology annotation, cellular component: membrane. The transcript has a single exon. The record is from RefSeq and is a predicted model, not a curated record. Gene Ontology annotation, biological process: G protein-coupled receptor signaling pathway. The coding region runs from base 1 to 996 and encodes 331 amino acids.
AUGUCCAACACAAAUGAGUCUCAGACCAACGUCACUGCAGAACAGCAGUAUCAGGGGUUACUGGGAUUAUUGUUCUUUUCCACUGUGUCUACGGUGCCAUGCUGUGUGUUUCUCUUCAUUAAUGUGACCCUGUUAUUCACCUUGAGGAGUAAACCGGUGUUUCGUGAGACCUCCCGUUAUGUUUUUCUGUUUAACCUACUGUUUGCAGACACUGUACUGCUGGCACAUAGCCAGUUACUGUACCUACUGGCUGUUUGUAGAAUAAGGAUGACGUAUCCUGUGUGUGGGGUUUUUGCCCUUUUUGCCAGUCUCACAACUGUGAUCUCUCCUCUCACACUGGUGGUGAUGUCUCUGGAGAGAUAUGUAGCUGUGUGUUACCCGCUGAGGCACGCUACCAUCAUGACCAUCAGAAACACAGGGGUGGCUAUCGUUUUGGUUUGGGCCGUCAGUUCACUAAAUGUCCUCAUUCAAGCUAUUUUACUGUUAAAUUUUCCGUUUGAAGACCUGCAGAGCCUGCAGAUGAAAGACUUUUGUGACAAAGACAGCAUGUUGCUUGGCCCAAUGUCUGAUCUUUAUGACAAAGCCUUUACUGGUUUUCUGUUUGUUUCAGCUGGUGUGGCAAUCACUUGCUCGUAUAUUGGUGUGAUGGUAGCAGCCAGAUCAGCCUCUACGAACAGCGCUUCAGCCCGUAAAGCUCUUAACACACUGCUGCUGCAUCUGGUGCAGCUGGGCCUCAGUCUCUCCUCAACUGUGCACAAUCCAUUGCUCAUAGCUAUCUCAAAGGUCCUCGACAGGAUAAUAAUUGUACGCAUCCAAACGGUCCUUUAUAUGUGUAUUAUCAUCCUCCCAAGAUGUCUGAGUGCUCUAAUCUAUGGCAUCCGAGACCAGAACAUCAGACCCAUCCUAGUAUAUCAUCUCUGCUGUCAUUGGAAAUGUUCACCUUUGCGUUCAGUUGUCACAGCCAGGGCUAAAAUCAGCAUAUUUACCACUUCUUAA